Molecule: messenger RNA, 642 nt
Organism: Chaetomium fimeti
Lineage: Eukaryota; Fungi; Ascomycota; Sordariomycetes; Sordariales; Chaetomiaceae
Product: SAM-dependent RNA methyltransferase
Exons: 2
Coding region: 1-642 (213 amino acids)
Biological process (GO): peptidyl-arginine methylation
Molecular function (GO): protein-arginine omega-N monomethyltransferase activity
Source: RefSeq, a predicted model, not a curated record
AUGGCUGCCCGCAGCAAAACUUACAUUGUCGAGCACCUUGACCCUGAACUGGGGGCCUGGUCGGAGCUGGAAUACCUCGCUAUCGCCCGCGAGUCGCAGGAUACGGGGGCUAAGUUCUGCCUAUCAUCUCUCCCUCAGGCUUUCAAGGUCCCUGGGGAAUUAGGAAAGAUCCCUGCUUUCAAGGCAGAGAGGCAGGGCGUCGAACAGCUCUACGAAGGCGAGAAAUCACGAGUGUGUCUACUUGAUCCGGCGGCCGCCAGUGAUCUCUCGCCUGAGGACGGCGAUAAGUUUGACACGUUCCUCUUUGGUGGCAUUCUAGGAGAUGAUCCCCCGAGAGACCGGACAUCUGAGCUACGGAAAAAGGGGUUCGAAGGCCGCCGGCUUGGGCCGGUCCAGAUGACUACCGAUACGGCUGUCAGAGUUACUCGGCUAGUUGUCCAGGGGAAAAGUGUGUUGCACUGGCUCGUUUUUAAGCGCACUACUAACCAUGCUUCAGCUCCCUUGAAAGAGAUUCCCUACCUGGAUUACCCAGAACUCAAAUUCAACGAGCACGAGAGCACUGAGAUGCCGUUCCGCUAUGUCAAGAGCGAGGAUGGGAAGCCGAUCAUGCCCGAAGUAAGUCCCUACUGCUCCGUCAUUUAG